Messenger RNA from Dacryopinax primogenitus, 931 nucleotides. RefSeq lists its product as uncharacterized. The coding region runs from base 260 to 931 and encodes 223 amino acids. Lineage: Eukaryota; Fungi; Basidiomycota; Dacrymycetes; Dacrymycetales; Dacrymycetaceae. The record is from RefSeq and is a predicted model, not a curated record. The transcript has 5 exons.
GAGCUGCCGCCAAACUACCGGAAAAUUAUCAGCAGGCGCGUAAGAGAGGGCGGUGGAGACUGCGAACCUGCGAUCACGGAUGCCGAGAUCAUCCUUGUUGAUAUGGAGACGCCUGCUGCACGCGAGUAUGCCGAGAAGUACGGCAAGACGAGGGUAGUUUUGGACGCUGGAUGGGUGAAAAAGUGUUGGGAUCAGAACCGUUUACUGUGGGAACACGAUAAUUGGGCAGGGUAUCGACUGGAACCCAGAGAUCAAAGCCAUGGGACACGACGAUCUUCUACCUUGUCCCGUGAAGCGGACACAGCGGUAUCUUCCCCUGGAACGGCGCAUGAGCAAGUUAAUUGGUUUCAAUCCCAUUCUGCUCCGCAGAAGGAGCAGCAGCGGCAGGUUGAUCAGGUUAAGCAAGGGGGAAGUCCACUUCCAGCUCCAGCCGCCUCUAGAUUUGGACGAACCACCACUUCCAACUCGUAUGGCUCUUGGCGGAGGUGUUUCCGGUUCGAAGUACUCUGAAGAAGAAGUGCUUAGUGAAAUUGCGAACCGGCUGCGGACGCAUACGUUAAGUGGCUGGUCCACGUACUAUCGCAGACAUCACAAGGAGCUCAUACCAAUACUUGAGGGUCGCUAUGGCCGUCUUCCUGAUUCGUUCUAUAUUGCCGAUGUCAGCUCAUCGACCAAGAUCCAACGUCCUACAAUUCCAAAACGUCGUCGAACUGAUCUACCAGUGCCAUGUGAUGACACUCCCGUCCAAUAUCGUGCCGGAGGUGUAGCUCUCGCACAUGAGGAAGCCGACUAUGGCCCCAACCAUGUCGCGUGGAGACCCCAUGAUGAUCCACAGGUGGCAGAUCAGGGUCGGUGCCCAAAGAAAUCCUUACCAGUGAAUCACUUUUCCAUGCACACCGCUUUCGCAUUGAUCAUUGACUUUGCCCUCUAA